AUGAACCGAUUCUUCCUCCUCCUCGCCCUGGCUUUAAUCGGCUUAGCACUGGCGGCUCGAUCUGGCAAGAGGAAGAUCGAUUCGGACGGAAUUUUGGAUGAGGACUCCACUGACAGAUUUGACUCAUUCAAGAGCAAAUUCAAGCGGAACUGCAUCGACGGAACCACAGCGUGCAAGCAGAGGAAGAGAAACUACGCCAAGAAUCUGAAGCGUCUGAAGGAGCUGAAUGAGACGACGAAUGGAGACUACGAGGUGGAGGAGAACAAGUUCAUGGACUGGUCGGACGACGACAUGAAGAAGAUGGUCUUCCCGAUCGACGGCAUGCCAAAGCCUCAGACCGACAACCUGGACUUGAGCGAUCCGGUGCAGCUGAGGAACAAGAGGGCAGCGGCGGCGAACUUUGAUUGGCGAACAACAACGGCUGUAAAUCCGAUCAGAAAUCAGGGCAGUUGCGGAUCAUGCUGGGCUUUUGCUUCGGUAGCGGCUCUUGAGACCCAGAUGAACUACAAGAACAACCGGACGGGCGCGUUGAGGAGGUCGUAUUCGGAGCAGUACCUCGUUGACUGUAGCGUGACGUACUGGGGUUGCGGUGGCGGUUAUCCGUCGGCUGCGUUGACGUACAUCAAGAAUUACGGAACUCCCCGUGGAGCCGCCUAUCCCUACGUCAGUGGCACCACUGGAGAUACCACUGAGUGUAUGACUGGAUUGACUCUCGAGAAGCCGGUCUCCGCAGUGUCCAUCUUCACCGGAAAUGUCAGCCAAACCGUGACUUUCAUCAAAAACCAAGGACCAGUUACGGCAUGCUUCUACGUCUGCAACAGUUUCUACGCAUACGCAUCGGGAGUGUAUACCGCAAACUGCACACCGAACAGCCCCGGUUUCCAAGGAGGACAUGCCGUGGCGAUCAUUGGAUACGGUACCACCGCGGCUGGUGUCAACUACUGGCUAGCCCGCAACUCUUGGGGAACCGAUUGGGGCAUUAAUGGCUAUUUCAUGAUCAAACGUGGUGCCGAUGUCUCCUCCAUCGAGUCGUGGGAGAUCACCGGGCCCAGGACCGUACUCUUGCCA
Molecule: messenger RNA, 1068 nt
Organism: Mesorhabditis spiculigera
Lineage: Eukaryota; Metazoa; Nematoda; Chromadorea; Rhabditida; Rhabditidae
Source: the annotation of a GenBank genome assembly